CCACAGGAGAAUUGUGGGAUAUGUCCUGGUAACCAAAAUAUCCCACCACAACUUCCGCUGAAUACUUUACCGAUUAUUUUCAUGACCUGGAGUAGACUUUGGUGUUUUUGCUUUUAAACAGUAUUCAGAAGUAUAAUAUUCUACACUGUGAUUGAAACCAGCUUCCAUUUUGUGUCAAGGAAUGAUACACGAACGGGCACUGUUGUUAUAUGACGCGGAUGCGUAGUUUACAUCGCAUGCGUUAAGCGGUCAUCACCUCAAAUAGGAAAUGGAUAAUAAACAGACUUCGAAGAAAUCCUCGAAAAAGAGUGUUACAUCAAGUGAUAAAAACAAUAACAAAACCGGUAAUAAGAAGAAAAAGAAAAACAGAAAAUCGGCAAAUAAAUCAGACCAGAAAGACAGCGACCAGAGCCCAGAUAUCCUAGAAAUAGAAGGACUCGGGGCCUUGGAUAACACGCAAGGUGUUGAUUCAGAUUCUUCCCAUGCCUACCAGGAACCUGCCAGUCGAGGAGACGAGAAUGCCUCCAAGAAUCGACUGGAAAACGCCCCAACUGCCGUGGAAGUGGAGUCUAAGAAAGCGUCCUCCUCUGGUCUUCAAAUCAAUGUGUCUUCUAUGUCCAUAAAACCCUCCAAAUCACAGGACUCUAUCAGAGAACUGCCAGUGAAGGAGAACUCUUCCGCCAUGCUUUCAAAACAAAGAAGCAUGAUCUCCAAAAACAAUAAAUACAAAGUAAAUAUCACUAGUAACUCUUCUUUGAAACCGGGAUAUCAGUUUGGUGCUAAAUCUUUUCCAAGAAGGAACAACUCUUCCUCCAACCUUAACCAAAUGAAGAACGAGAGUUUACGGUGGGAAAACCCGGCCGAGGGAUCCGAUGAAGAGGAGGAAAGGAUAAAGUUAUACAAAAUAAACAGAAGGAAACGGUAUCUGGCAGCAGCUCAAGCUAAAGGGUUAGGCUGGGCAGCAAAUUACAAGAACGGAACGCCAGUGACAGAAGACUCAGGGAUAGAGUCCAAGGACUCCCGAGUGACAGGCAGGAACGAUAACCACUCACUGUCAGACUUCAGUCCCAUGAAAAGUCUAGCGCCAGUGGCUUCUAAUUCAGGCAUGGCCAUGGUUGAAUGUUGACAUCAUCUGAUCAUUAUGUUACUUUAUUUAUUGAUAUUCACUACAGCAUUAACACAUCUAUCAUCUACAAAUGUACGCACUUAUGUUUUAUAUAUAUGUUACAUGUCUUAUGUUAAUUCUUUCCUGUCAGUACACCUAGAAGGUAUCAUACAUGUAAAAUGGUUUCAAGGCUUUCAAAGUGAACAUACUCAAAUAAGUAUUGUAAUUUAACACUUCUUGUGCUUCUUGGUUAUAUAUAUACAUAUAUCCCUUGCCACAUGUUUGAUACGAUUUUAUGUUUCAUGUUAUUUGUGAUGUCUCCAUGAGACAAAGGUAAUGUUAAUUAUUUGUUAGGUUAUUAACAAUUUUAAUACACGUUUUACUAGUCAGCUGUUUGUAACUACAUGCAUAGUACAUAACCAUAUAAAAAUGAUAAAAAAUAUGAUUAUUAUGAUAAUUGUAUCGAAACCUCGGAAUGAAAUCAGUACACCAUGACCAAUGUGAGUAAAAUACCAAUUUACUUUGAGUAAUUAACCAUUCUUUCUAAGUUCAAAACAAUCUGACCAAUUUUGCUCUCCAAAUUAUUUGAAUUUGUUAAUAUCAUAAUAUGAAUUACAUUAUUAUACAUAUAUGUGCACUUUUAAUUGUCAUGAUUUUUUCAUUAUUUCACUGUGAAUUGAUUUAAUUUUUUUUCUAAUUUUGUUUCUUUAAAAUCUCCAAGUAUUGAACAAUUCAAGUAAGAUAAUCUUUUAUUGCAUUUUGCUAAAAUUGUAACUUUUCUACAAUUCCAAUUUCACAUGUAAUUAAGGGCAGUUUCUAUUUUCUACUUGAUGAAAUAAAUGAUCUUUACA
Magallana angulata is the source of this 1956-nucleotide messenger RNA. RefSeq lists its product as uncharacterized. Gene Ontology annotation, biological process: protein arginylation. The record is from RefSeq and is a predicted model, not a curated record. NCBI's taxonomy places the organism in Eukaryota, Metazoa, Mollusca, Bivalvia, Ostreida, Ostreidae. Bases 269 to 1126 code for a protein of 285 amino acids. The transcript has 2 exons.